CCAUCUCCUUCAAAACAACCCUUCCAUGUUCUAAGGAUCCCCUUCUCCUUCUCCAUCCCUUCCCAAGGGCACUGUCCUUCAUCACAACAACCAUGGCGAAUUCGGCAUCGGGAAUGGCGGUGAACGAUGAGUGUAAGCUAAAAUUCUUGGAGCUGAAAGCAAAGAGGAAUUUUCGGUUUAUCGUUUUCAAGAUCGACGAAAAGAUCCAACAAGUGAAGGUUGAUAUGCUUGGCCAACCUGAUCAGAGCUAUGAGGACUUCACUGCUGCAUUGCCUCCAAAUGAAUGUCGCUAUGCUGUCUUUGAUUUUGACUUUGUUACUGAUGAGAAUUGCCAAAAGAGCAAGAUCUUCUUCAUUGCUUGGUCUCCUGAUACAUCUAAAGUGAGGAGUAAGAUGUUGUAUGCAAGCUCCAAAGACAGGUUCAAGAGAGAGCUUGAUGGAAUUCAAGUUGAGUUACAAGCAACUGAUCCAAGUGAGAUGAGUUUUGAUAUUAUCAAAUCAAGAGCUAUUUGA
Molecule: messenger RNA, 512 nt
Organism: Dioscorea cayenensis subsp. rotundata (Guinea yam)
Lineage: Eukaryota; Viridiplantae; Streptophyta; Magnoliopsida; Dioscoreales; Dioscoreaceae
Product: actin-depolymerizing factor-like
Exons: 3
Coding region: 93-512 (139 amino acids)
Biological process (GO): actin filament depolymerization
Cellular component (GO): actin cytoskeleton; cytoplasm
Molecular function (GO): actin filament binding
Source: RefSeq, a predicted model, not a curated record